Molecule: messenger RNA, 381 nt
Organism: Aspergillus japonicus CBS 114.51
Lineage: Eukaryota; Fungi; Ascomycota; Eurotiomycetes; Eurotiales; Aspergillaceae
Exons: 1
Coding region: 103-306 (67 amino acids)
Source: RefSeq, a predicted model, not a curated record
CUGUGGGAGCUUUUUCGUCGAUCGACACCUACAGUCUUGGCAACCAUGCCAGCGCGUGAUCCGUGAUGGUAGCACAUUUGGUUAUGCUGCCUGUCAGAGCCGAUGAUAACCAACCCCCGGAUCUGUUUACCUUCUACUGUUCAUAUUUUUCUUUUCUUUUCUUUUUCUUUUCCUCUUUUUUUUUUUUUCUCUUUCCAUGCCUUCGUCUUAUUCCUCUUCUUUUCCUACUUGUCUUAUCAUACCGGAGGCUUUGUGUAUUGGCAUAGCACGCGUGGCGUUGGGACUUUGACUGGGAUUGAUACUUAGACUCGCUUGUUUUUGUUUGUUUCCAUCAUUUCAUCUCUUUUUCAAAUACGGAACCGCACUGGGCGCAUUUGUUCU